AUGGUCACAUUGAAAGGUGUUGAUUUGGAGUUGAUAAAGAUCAUAACUACAUUCACAUCCAUUGAUUUGUCAAAAAACAUGUUUGAUGGAGAGAUUCCACAUGUUAUUGGUGAGUUGCAUUUACUUAAAGGGCUUAAUCUCUCCCACAACAAAAUCACUGGUCCGAUUCCUCAAUCCAUUGCAAACUUGACCAACCUAGAAUCAUUGGAUUUAUCAUCAAACUUGCUUAAAGGUGAGAUUCCUCUUGCACUAGCAGAUCUUAACUUUCUUGAAGUUUUGAAUCUUUCACAAAAUCAGCUUGUCGGAGAAAUACCAACAGGUAAGCAGUUUGAUACAUUUUCACAAGAUUCUUUUGAGGGAAAUUUAGGACUGUGUGGAUUUCAAUUGUCAAAAGCAUGUAAUCAUGAUGAAGGGAAAUUACCACAACCAACUUCGUCAAGUAAUGACAAAUUUGGAUUUGGUUGGAAACCAAUGGCUUUGGGAUAUGGAUGUGGGAUGGUGUUUGGAAUAUUCAUGGGUCAAGUUAUUUUCUUAACUGGAAAACCUAAAGAGCUUGUCAGAAUUUUUCAAGCCAGGCUUAAGAAACAAGCAAAAAGGACAAGGAAAAGAGCCCAUCAGAAUCAAAGAGUGAAUUAG
This is a messenger RNA of Neltuma alba, 636 nucleotides long. RefSeq names its product receptor-like protein 9DC3. Bases 1 to 636 code for a protein of 211 amino acids. Gene Ontology annotation, molecular function: protein binding. NCBI's taxonomy places the organism in Eukaryota, Viridiplantae, Streptophyta, Magnoliopsida, Fabales, Fabaceae. The transcript has a single exon. The record is from RefSeq and is a predicted model, not a curated record.